ACCUUCUCCUGCAGCACAGCCUGGAGCCCGACUCCUGCACAUGGUGGUAGAAAUUACAGCCCAGGAGGCUCCAUAGUGAAGGGUUGUCAGAGGAGGACACGCCCGCCCCCAGGUUCCUACAAUAUAGGAUCCUCUCAGUGGAGAUCUUCUAUAUAAAAUUCUUCUCCUGAUUGACCUCGCAAGGAUGGACAGGGACAGGGACAAGAUGGCGGAGAGUAUACUAAAUCUCACACUAGAGAUCCUCUUCCGGCUUACUGGAGAGGACUACACAGUAGUGCAGAAGACCUCUAGUGAGCGCUGGCAGGAUGAAGGAUGGGUAAGAACCCUGAGGCCAAUCAUGGAGCCUCCACCUCACCCCCUGAUACAUGAGGAAAUCAAUAGAGAGAAGAUCCUAGAACUAACCAACAAGAUGAUUGAGCUGCUGACUGGAGAGGUUCCUAUAAGGUGUCAGGAUGUCACUGUCUAUUUCUCCAUGGAGGAGUGGGAGUAUUUAGAAGAACACAAAUAUCAGUAUAAGGACAUCAUGAUGGACGCUCACUGGCCUCUCACAUCACCAGUUAAAGAAGAGAUAACAACACCAGAGAGCUGUCCCAGUCCUCUUCUUCUACAGGAUGGUUCAGAAGAAUAUCACAAUGUCUCACAGGAUGAUCAGCUUGUGAAUCCGGGUGAAUAUCUGAACAAUUUUAAUCCUACAGAGAAAUAUGUGAGGGACGAUGAGCAGAGUACAGAGGACAUUCCUACAGAUAACCGCCCAGAUGACUGUACCAGGAACUUAGAGAAACAUCUGGUAUCUUCAGAUUUUGAAGUAGAUGAUUGUGGUAUCACAAGAGAUACAUUUGAAGAGCAUGCCAAUAUGCAAGAUAUACCCUCAUCUAAUCACAGCAACAAUGCAUCAUUUAAUUAUUUUAAACAGGUUCUAUCUGAUUCAUCACAGACUGUGACACAGAAUAAAAGUCACAGAAGAGGUGCUAAACAUCAAACAGCUCACAUAAAAGAAAAGCCAUUUUCAUGUUCAGAAUGUGGUACAUGUUUUAAUCAUAAAUCAGAACUUGUUAUACAUCAGAGAAAACACACAGGAGAGAAGCCAUUUUCAUGUUCAGAAUGUGGGAAAUGUUUUAGGGAUAAAUCAGUUCUUGUUAUACAUCAGAGAAAUCACACAGGAGAGAAGCCAUUUUCAUGUUCAGAAUGUGGGAAAUGUUUUAAGCAGAAAUCAGGUCUUGUUAUACAUCAGAGAAUUCACACAGGGGAGAAGCCAUUUUUAUGUUCAGAAUGUGGUAAAUGUUUUUAUCAGAAAUCAGAACUUGUUACACAUCAGAGAAAUCACACAGGACAGAAGCCAUUUUUAUGUUUAGUAUGUGGGAAAUGUUUUAAUCAGAAAUUAGCUCUUGUUGUACAUCAGAGAAAUCACACAGGAGAGAAGCCAUUUUCAUGUUUAGAAUGUGGGAAAUGUUUUAAGGAUAAAUCAGGUCUUGUUAUACAUCAGAGAAAUCACACAGGAGAGAAGCCAUUUUCAUGUUCAGAAUGUGGAAAAUGUUUUAAGGAUAAAUCAGGUCUUGUUAUACAUCAGAGAAAUCACACAGGAGAGAAGCCAUUUUCAUGUUCAGAAUGUGGGAAAUGUUUUAAGCAGAAAUCAGGUCUUGUUAUACAUCAGAGAAGUCACACAGGGGAG
Molecule: messenger RNA, 1669 nt
Organism: Bufo gargarizans (Asiatic toad)
Lineage: Eukaryota; Metazoa; Chordata; Amphibia; Anura; Bufonidae
Product: oocyte zinc finger protein XlCOF7.1-like
Exons: 7
Biological process (GO): regulation of transcription by RNA polymerase II
Cellular component (GO): PcG protein complex; transcription regulator complex
Molecular function (GO): RNA polymerase II cis-regulatory region sequence-specific DNA binding; DNA-binding transcription factor activity, RNA polymerase II-specific
Source: RefSeq, a predicted model, not a curated record